Molecule: messenger RNA, 1668 nt
Organism: Pichia kudriavzevii
Lineage: Eukaryota; Fungi; Ascomycota; Pichiomycetes; Pichiales; Pichiaceae
Exons: 1
Coding region: 1-1668 (555 amino acids)
Source: RefSeq, a predicted model, not a curated record
AUGGACUUAAUAAAGCUUCCCCAAAAUGUGAUUGAAAAUAUAGCACUACAGAUGGGAUCUUCUGAUAGAAUAAGGCUUGCUCUAACUAAUAAAACGAUGUUCCAACAUGUCAUAGGUUCAGUGUAUCAUACAAUUAUAUACCAGCCGUCUUCAGAAUAUCCAAUUAUCAAGCGAAAUGAUAAUGUUAUUGAUAAUGUAACUCUAAUAAAUGAUGGAAAUAUAACUUUGUUCUUUGAAACCAUAUCAAGACCUUCAGUGCUAAAUUUUUAUUAUUCAGAUUUAGUGAUUGAGCUGUACCUAGAAAAGAUAUCUCACUUAUCCGCAUUUGAUUUAGUGUCAUGGAGACAGACUCAGAUGCCUCAUUUCAGCUGUUUAGAAAGAUAUCAAUUCCCUGAAGAGAUCAGCAUUCCUCCUAUAACUUUUCAAGAUGCUCCAAAUUUGAACACAUUAAUUGUUGAUCGUAACUUUUGUGACUAUUUGGAUCAUAGUGUGGAAUCUAUCAACUUCCUCCACAGCGAAAAAAUCCAAAACAUGUAUAUUAAGGGCGUUUUGGGUAGAAAUGAAGAUAUGACGAUGUUUAAGUUGCUCACGAGAAAUCCGCAAAUGAUUCGACAUCUUCAAGAGCUUCAUUUUUUAGUUGACCGACAUGAAAACUAUGAAGUUGUUUACAGGAGAAUUGUAGGUUUUUUUGCAAUCUUGAGAAAAAUGAAUCUAGGAAUGCAUCAGGUACACAAGCUUUCAGUUACUUUAACAAAUCGAUCCUCUUCGAGCAUCAUUUCAUUAAUAAGCAAACAUAUAAUAUUUGAAAACUUGAGUGAACUAACCUUGUUCAUACAAGACGACGGUAAAGUUUUGACAUUGGUUAAGUCUUUAGAUAGGCUCACCAACAUUAUCCGAUACCACGGUAGCAAUAUUAGGAAACUAAAUUUGAGGUAUGAUUUGGUUGGAGAAGAUAUUGAGAAAAACCAUUUACGUUCGAUGAUGUUGUUAAAACUUUGUGAAUCAUUCCAAAAUCUAACACAUUUAAACUACGAUUUAAAAAUAAGUGGGCUGAACUUUUCCAAUAUGUUGAUGAUCUUGGGAUCUCCCAUAACAAACAAUAUCAAAUCUAUCAUCGAUCUAAGAAUAAACGUUUACCAACCAUCAGAAAAUUUAGUUGGUAAUAUUGUUUCCACAUUGGAAGAGGCUAUGCAGCUAUUUCCUUACUUAAACUUUCUCAAUAGAUGCAACUGUUUGAUAUGUCAAUCAAUCGUUGAAACGUUAGCUCUGGAAGCUGACAAUAGCCCGCUUUUAUUUGAUGAAACUAUAAAAGUAUCGACAUUACUGAUAAUUGGGCAAGAAUUAGACAUGGCCCAACGGUUGUCAGAAUCAUCUAUCAACAGUAGUUCGGUGGUCAAUAAGCAUUCUUCGUGUUUAAGGAAAGAUGAUUAUCCUAAAAAUGGAUUUCUAUUUGAUCAUUUAAUUAAUUUGCAACUAAACCAUUCCCUCAAUUACCUACCAAACUUAAAAAACUUUGAAUUAUGCGGGCUUAUGUAUAAGAGAGUAGUUUACGGAUUCCACAAUAGCACCUCGCACUAUAACCAUCAUUUUGAUUUACUUUAUGGCAAUGAGUUUAGAGGUCUUGAAGACACAAUUGUUUCUAAUAUCAUGGGUAUGGGACACAUUUAG